UGCCGGUGUCUCUGAACAAUUUAAUACCCUUGAGACUCUUUUCUUAUACCACAUCCCAGCCCUGCUACCACUGCUGAAUCUCCAUCCCUAGCAACAUCCGGUCAAUUAAUCUGAGACCCAACCUCCCCUCCUCCUCUUGUCUCUAUCUCCCCACACGUCCAACCACCGCGUCUCAGGGUCGUUCUCCAGGGAAACCAUCACGAUCCUAUCCAAGGUACCUGAAACCAGUGUACCUUUGGGGGCUCCAGCCACGAGUCUCUAGAGUUGACUCGACACUCUAUUCGUUGGACUGCCCAUUGUGCGAUUUGCCAAACGCGAAACCGGUGCCACGAACCCGGCUAUCUGAACCCCUCCACCAACCAGCCCUCCUUUGCCGCGGUAACAGAGGCGAGGCUAUUGUUCUGCAUUCCUGGCCUUGCGUGAAGCGUUCCUCCGGCACGCGACGCGGGCGUCUUUGGAUCUCAUCCGAGUCAUGGCGUAUAGCUGUGAUACUAUUGUCGACCCUGUCGCCCAACGAGACCUCAAGGUUGAAGACCUCGACGAAAUGAGACCCCACGGCCAACAGAUCUCCGACCGCUUGACUGUUGAGGUUGACUGCCACUCUUUGGGACCCAGUGAAUGUCCCUCGAUGACUUCGAGUUUCUCGCCUCUAGAGUCUCCGACUCCCACUCCCACUAGUCUUUAUAGCCAGGGUUCCCUGGCAUCCCCAGGCUGGCACGAAGCCGGCCAUUACCACAGCCUUCCCAUGGAGCGACGAACGUCCGCCACGCCUCUCCGAAGUGCCUUCAGAAUGACGGAUUUCCCUUCGGGUGAGAGCAUGAGCAUGCCCGUGAGCAACAUGGAUCGCCAGGACCAGCUCCCAAUCUCUGCUGAGUAUCUCUCUGGCUACGAAGAGAACGUGGAUCAAUUCUGGAUUCCCCAGGAUUCAAUCCCCAAGACAUUUGAACAACCCACAUUUCCUUAUCAAGCGCCCAUGCCUCAAUAUCAUCACACUAUGGGUCGCAACCACUACUACCGCCCGCAAGCUCAGGCGGCGUACUUGCCCGAGUCUGCAUCCAAUCCUUGCCUUUCCCGUCCCAUGUUCAACCACCCUGAGCGUCUCCCCAACUCCGCAUCUAUGUCCAAUAUGUUGUCCUGGGUGACUGCGAACGAUACUCUGGUUCCCCAGACUAUCACUCCCCAACAGGUUGUGCACUCGCCUGUCACUCCCCCCUCUUCCAGUUACUCUGAGUUCCCUGCAAGUCUCCAGACCUUCAAGCCCCACACCCCUUCAACACCUGUCCGAUCAAUGUCCUUGGGAACGCCAGGCAGUGACACUCCCAACAGCCGCAUGUCGGGCCACAAUGAGUAUCACGAGGACUUCCCAGUUUCCCCAGUCUACCGAGAUGGCCAAAUGAUCCGCACACACCGUCAGCCUACUCGCAAGCCAUCCAAAAAGCAGCUCCUGCGAUCCAACUUGAGCCUGGAGAACUUGCCCCACAUCAUCAAGCAGGUGCAGUUCAAGUGCAAGGAGCCCGGCUGCAAGGGCCGUUUCAAGCGCCAGGAGCACUUGAAGCGUCACAUGAAGAGCCACUCGAAGGAGAAGCCCCAUGUAUGCUGGGUACCUGGCUGCCAUCGUGCUUUCUCUCGCAGCGACAACCUCAACGCCCACUACACCAAGACCCACAGCAAGCGCGGUGGUCGCAACCGCUAUGUGGCUACCCUCGACGAGACCAGUCCUGAUUACAAUCCUGAGUUCCGUGGCCAGCUGUACCCGGACGGGCGUCCGAUUUACGGCUCCAAGCUAGAGGACAUCCCUGAUUGUGACCUCAGCGCCGACGGGUGGGAGGAUUAAAUACGAAAACAGCCACCACAAAAAGCAAAAGUGUCGGUCUUUCGGGGAGGACGAGAAAAAAAACAAAUCAAAACACCAACCAUCUAACCACGCGAACCCCACCAAAGCAAUGCAAACAAUCUCAUCCGACCACGCAAUCCGGAAGAAACCACAGAAGAAAAAAGAAAAAAAAAGGUACCAAACUACACAACUAAAAAAAAUUCACCGACAUCACGACCUUAUCUCGAGGUCAGACAUUGAUACCCUUGGAGGAAGGAGAAUGGGGACUGCCACCCCAUACAUGGCAUCGGCAUUUAACCCGGUCAAUCAUCACCCUUGGCUACGGCGUUGUAUAUGGUCUUCCGGUCUGGCGAAGACCAUUCCGUGUGAUUAUGAUUCCUUAUCAUCAUUUUUAUUUUUAUUUUUCCCUUUUCUAUUUCUUUUCUUGCAUAAUUUGUCGGGGCGAAAAGGGCCUUGGGGUGGGAAUCUGUUGCUUUUUGGUUUCUUGAGUUGGGUUGAAUGGCGUUUGCAUAUUAUACUGUUGCUUAUGAUCGUCUGGGGGAUAAUCACUUGGAAGGAAUCGGCGAUCUUGUACAAUCAGCUACAACGUGUUCUUUCUUUUUUGUUGACUUCAUCUCUGUCGCAUGUAUUACUAUCGCUACUUACCUUGUGGCAUAAUAUAAAAAAAGACAUGAGAUGUUUUCUACCA
Penicillium subrubescens is the source of this 2522-nucleotide messenger RNA. It is a transcript of the gene brlA, whose product is annotated as C2H2 type transcription factor BrlA. Gene Ontology annotation, biological process: regulation of transcription by RNA polymerase II. The transcript has 2 exons. Gene Ontology annotation, cellular component: PcG protein complex; transcription regulator complex. The coding region runs from base 473 to 1834 and encodes 453 amino acids. Gene Ontology annotation, molecular function: DNA-binding transcription factor activity, RNA polymerase II-specific; RNA polymerase II cis-regulatory region sequence-specific DNA binding. NCBI's taxonomy places the organism in Eukaryota, Fungi, Ascomycota, Eurotiomycetes, Eurotiales, Aspergillaceae. The record is from RefSeq and is a predicted model, not a curated record.